UACGCUUUAGCUGAAUUUAUUUAAUCGGGAAAUGUGAAUGACCGAAAUGCAUCACGAUGCAGAUUCAGCUUUAGACACUUGCGUGGUUAUUUUGCGACAAAUGAGAGAAAUAGCGGACCACUUAAUGCGUAUGCGCAUGCAGCGAGAACGGAUAGUUCAUCCCCAAUAACCUUGAUGUCGAUCGGAUCUUCCCGCACGACCUACAAGCCCCUCAUAUUCAGCAGGGGAGUCUGCCAUUGCGCAGCAGCCAACUGGGUGAAGGUGGGAAAUCCACUAAGAGCGAGGAUGCUUCUAUAGGCAGUCCGGGUUUAUUUCUUCAGUCAACAUUUUCAGUUUUUGCAGGCGAAAUUUACACUGCUGGAAAUCGCCAUCCCCUGCCCGGCUCCCCCACUGUGGUCUGUCUCAGUUAUACUGUCAACCCCCCCACCCCUCCUCCUCUCUGCCUCCUUAAUCUCCCAGAUUGUCGGCGACUUGCUGCAGUCGAUGCUGCAGUUCUGAACCGCUCCUGCGCCGGGACAGCUGACUCAAUGAGAAAGACAUGCUCGCAUUCGUUUUGGUCUCUGGGUCUCUCUGGAUUAUAUUAGAGCUGAGUUCCACCCUGAUGGAGAAGAUGCAGGCCCAGGAGAUGAUGAGUGGCCUGAGGAUACCGGAGAUGGACGAGCUCGGUCAGUUCUUCCGCUCCCUGCCGACCUCCACGCUUGUGGGCAUCGGCGCUCUGACAGCUGUGCUGGCGUACUGGUUAGCCACCAGACCCCGUCCCAUCAAACCCCCCUGCAGCCUUCUGCACCAGUCUGAGGAAGUGCCGCAUGAAGAUGGGGGUCGCAGGUCUAUGAUGGGUGACCCCUCCAAGCUGCUGACUCAUUACCAUGAUGACGCCAAGACCAUGUAUGAGGUUUUCCAGAGAGGCCUGCAUAUAUCUGGUGAUGGACCUUGCUUAGGCUCACGACUCCCCAACCAACCUUACAAAUGGAUGUCCUAUAAGGAGGUGACAGCCCGAGCAGAGCAUCUGGGCUCAGGCCUUCUGCACCAGGGUUGCCAGCCCAAUCCAAACCAGUUCAUAGGGGUGUUCGCUCAGAACAGACCUGAGUGGAUCAUCUCAGAGCUGGCUUGCUACACAUACUCUAUGGUGGUGGUUCCCCUUUAUGACACGCUUGGCCAAGAUGCUAUACGGUUCAUCAUAAACACUGCUGACAUCUCCACAGUCAUCUGUGACAAAAUGGACAAAGCUCGGGUGCUUUUAGAGAAUGUGGAGCGGAAGGAGACCCCCGGCCUGCGAAGAGUCAUCCUGAUGGAUGCCUUUGACUCUGACCUCGUGGAGCAAGGCAAGGGCUGCGGCGUCCAUGUGCAGGCCAUGAAAGAAGUGGAGGCCCUGGGUCGAGAUCACUACAGAAAACCUAUACCACCAUCCCCAGAUGACUUGUCUAUUGUGUGUUUCACCAGUGGAACCACAGGAAACCCAAAAGGAGUCAUGCUCACCCAUGGAAACGUGGUAGCCGAUUUCUCAGGCUUCCUUAAAGUAACAGAUAAAGUAAUUUUCCCCAACCAAGACGACUGCCUCAUUUCCUUCCUGCCACUGGCUCACAUGUUUGAGAGACUUAUUGAGUCUGUGGUGUACUGUCAUGGAGGACGGAUUGGGUUUUAUCAGGGCGACAUCCGUCUCCUCCCAGAUGACAUGAAGGCCCUGCGGCCGACCAUUUUCCCCGUGGUGCCUCGACUGCUCAAUCGCAUGUAUGACAAGAUUUUCAGCCAGGCAAACACCCCGUUAAAGCGUUGGCUGCUCAACUUUGCUGCCAAGAGAAAAGGUGCUGAAGUCAGCAGCGGGAUCAUUCGCAGUGACAGCGUCUGGGACAAAAUCUUCUUCAGUAAGAUUCAGGCUAGCUUGGGAGGAAGGCUGAGGAUGAUUAUAACAGGAGCAGCUCCUACCUCACCCACUGUCCUGGGAUUUCUCAGAGCAGCUCUAGGAUGUCAGGUGUAUGAGGCAUAUGGCCAGACAGAGUGCACAGCUGGCUGCACCUUCACAACACCUGGAGACUGGACCCCAGGCCACGUUGGGGCUCCGCUGCCAUGCAACCUCAUUAAACUGGUGGAUGUACCCGAGAAGAACUACUUUGCCUCUAAGGGAGAGGGAGAGGUUUGUGUAAAAGGACCAAACGUGUUUAAGGGCUACCUCAAAGACCCAGAGAGAACAGCGGAGACACUGGAUGCCGAUGGCUGGCUCCACACGGGAGAUAUCGGGAAAUGGCUACCUAAUGGCACGUUGAAGAUCAUUGACAGGAAAAAGCACAUUUUCAAGCUGGCGCAGGGUGAGUACAUCUCCCCUGAGAAGAUCGAGAACAUCUACAUUAGGAGCGAACCUGUGGCACAGCUAUAUGUUCAUGGAGAUAGUCUGCAGUCCUGUUUGGUAGGAAUAGUUGUUCCUGACCCUGAAACCAUGCCCGAAUGGGCCAAGAAGAGAGGUAUCUUGGGCACCUACGAGGACCUAUGUAAAAACACUGAGUUAAAGAAGGGAAUCCUUGAAGAUUUGGUGCGUCUUGGAAAAGCCAGUGGCCUCCAUUCUUUCGAGCAGGUGAAGAACAUCUACAUUCACAAUGAGAUGUUCUCCAUUCAAAAUGGCCUGCUGACUCCGACGCUAAAGGCUAAGAGACCAGAGCUGAAGGAGUUUUUUAAGGCGAAGAUUGAUGAGCUCUACAACAGCAUCUCUAUGUGAAGGCUGGCGGACCUGAGUUUUCUUAAAGCAACCAAACAACAACAACAGACGCUUUGUCCAGCGACCUGCAGUGGGACAAAGAUGUGUCACCUGACGUUUAACGUGCUUUCGGAAAGCAAAGCAAAACUGGCCCAACGGUAGAUGAUUAAAAAUGCCUAGAUAAAAACAAAUUAAAGAAAUCAAUAAAGCGAAAUACAAUGCACAUUGUCAUAUGUAUUUCCUUUUUAUGUACGCAUUCACUGUUUAAUAAUUAAUUGAAAACAUAUUUUAAAUCGACACUUAAAAUUUUUAGUUCAUAUAAAGGAACUUAUUUCUUUUUUCGUGUGACAUGAAUUUCCAUCACAAAACAAAAGCAAUUUCAGGGGUAGCCAGCAGAGGGCAGCAUGGAGUUACCCAUAAUGAAUGUAAAGAAUAGUUACUGGGAUUUUAUAAAGGGAUGAAAGGAAACUUGUUCUUACUAGAAAUGGAGAUGCAUCAUAAAUGCCAAAACACUCCAAUUAUUUAGGGGGGGAUGACUCAACCGUUUUAGGGGUGUGGCAAUGUCUUGACUUUAUUAGCUAACAUCAACUGUAGGGAUACUGCUACUUACUGUGAAUUAAAUUCCAUUUAUCAACUGUCAGUUUUUUAAGGGACAGGGGGACAGUUCACGUGAUGUGCUGAUAGCUGAUUUUUGUGUGCUUACAAAAAACAAUGAUUUAAAAGAGGACAACAAGCUAAUGCUAGCAGAUGCCCCCAUGGUAGGUAGUUAGCCAAUUAUCGUAUUAGUACAUCACUAAUACAAAUAUCAACUGAUUAAAUUCAUAACCAAUGUGUCAGUCAGUUUGAUUUACGCCUAUUAAUUUUAAUGUUAGAUGGAAACUCAUGUCACCGAAAAACUUUCCAUUAAGUUAUUAUAGAGUUUAGUUUUUAACAUUGGCUUCUCACAUGAUUGACACUGUCAGUGUAUACAAAAAAGGUAAUAACGUACAUGAAACGGUGUGUAUUGUACGAUGUAUUUUUGUUUUCUUUGUUUUAAUUGAGGCAUUUAAAAUCGUCCGUACAUUGCUACCUGCUAUUGACCCAAAAACAAAUACACCCACUCCCCAGCAUCAGAAACUCAGCAUCAUCAUUCCCACUUCCUCAGCUCUUCUUUCCUCUUUAAACCUACCAGCCAAACAAAACCCAUCUGUUUUACAAGAGUAACACAGUCAUACGACAGCAAGUGUGAUGUUUUAGUGUAUAGUGUAGCUCCAGGAGAUCUCAAAAUGUACAUUAAUGCUGACACCUUGUAGAAUUGUAAUGGAUUUCAUCCCCAGUGGAAAAAGUUAGAUUUUCUUUGAAUAAAAAACGGCGCUAGUAAGGCGGCUGAUACACCACCCCGAACUGAUACAAGAAUAAAAGUUGGGUAUAACCCAAAUAUGGUGCAAUUAGACGAAAUAACACCCUUCUGUUUGAAGGCAGAUUUACGAUAAUAAGGUUAAGAGAGUAGCAGCUCUUGCCUUUCAAAUCAUCGCUGUCCACACUGUCCCAUGUAAAGCAUCUCAAUGUCUGAGCCACACCCAAAUUACACUUUGUGUCAUGUAUUCGCGCACUCAUUCAUUAUGUCAGUUCAACAUGGCUGCAGUCAGAGGUUUAGCAUGCAUGCUCCUUGUUUAUGUAAGGGCCGGCGAUCUGUAACGCUCAUCGAGGUUCAGACUUCUUUUUUACUCGUCUUUGCACAAAGAGAAUGUCAGGUUAAAAAAAAACAAAAUAUCUAAUGCAACACCAGGCCUUGGGGCAAUGCAUGCAAUUUGCCCUGUAAUGCUGGGACCAUUGGCAUUUAACGAGAAAAAAGACAAGCAUUUCUUUGUGGUCAUUAGGAGCCGGUUGUAUCUAGCUGCUGUCAGCAACAGCUGCAGGUACAGGGCCAUUUCACUUAGAAGAGCCAAUGACGAAUUCCGCUAGAACAAACAUCACCUUUUAAACAAACGAUACCAUGUUUUUUAAAAAGGUUUACACGUAGAAGUAAUGUAUUCGCUUUUUAAGUUGAUUACCGUCCCAAAGCAUAAACAAUGCGGAUGUACAUAAAUGAAGACAGUUAGAUGUAAGCAUAUUUAUUGAAUCAAUGGUUUGAAUGGAUUUUUUUUUCUCUCUUAUUGCGUGUAGUGAGAUGAACUGUACUUAUUUAUUUAUCUAUUCUGCUGUAAAAAUGGAAUAAGCACCAUAUCCUUGUAAUGAUCGAGUGCAGCAAUCGGGAUGAGGGAGGCUGGGGAAUAGGACAAGGGCAGUGAAAUAAAAAUGUUC
Messenger RNA from Oreochromis aureus, 4969 nucleotides. RefSeq names its product acyl-CoA synthetase long chain family member 6 (gene acsl6). The transcript has 21 exons. Gene Ontology annotation, biological process: long-chain fatty-acyl-CoA biosynthetic process; very long-chain fatty acid metabolic process; long-chain fatty acid metabolic process. Gene Ontology annotation, cellular component: membrane; endoplasmic reticulum. The coding region runs from base 539 to 2707 and encodes 722 amino acids. Gene Ontology annotation, molecular function: arachidonate-CoA ligase activity. The record is from RefSeq and is a predicted model, not a curated record. NCBI's taxonomy places the organism in Eukaryota, Metazoa, Chordata, Actinopteri, Cichliformes, Cichlidae.